AUGCUUAUUGCAUGUACAUCUAUAUCAUUUAUCUUUUUUAAAUUUGCAUCAUUUUUAGCAAGAUGGUAUUUUUUUAGAAAAGCUUACUUUUUGACGACAAAUUUUUUUGAAAAUAAAAAGAAAUGUAUUAAAAGUGGUAAACAUGAUCGACAUCUUGAAGAUAAUAAAGAAUUUAAAUAUGUGAAUGAUUUUAUUUCACUUAUUCAUUCAACAAUGUGUACAUGUUCUGUUGCAGCAUUUAUAGUUUAUUAUUUUAAUAGUUGUGAAUAUUUUCCAAAUGUAUAUUAUAAACCUAUGGGUUAUUUAGGAUCUGCUAUUAUUGGUUAUAUUAUUUGUGAUGUUACAGAAUUAGUUAUGAAUGAAAUUUCAGUUAGAGUUUUUUUUCUCGUAUUACAUCACAUAUUAUUUGCUUUAGGGUGUUUGUAUCCUAUACUUCGUCAAAAAUUUGGUGGAGUACUUAUUCUUGGACUUAUUAUGGAAGGAAAUAGUAUAUUUUUACAUGCUAGAUCAAUAGUAAAGUGUAAUGGAGUUAAAAGAGAUAGCAUAGGAUACAAAAUGUUAGCAUUAGUAAAUAUUUUAACAUUUAUUCUAUUUCGAAUUGGAGUAAAUGUUUAUCUAUGCGGUUAUUGUAUAAUAAAUUAUGCUACAAAUAGUUUGAGUGAAACACUAAUUAUAAGCACAGUAAUAUAUGGAUUAAUGAUAGCAAAUAUUUUUCUUUUCUAUAAACUUUUAGUAGCAGAUAGAAUUAUAAGAUCUGGAAAAAAAUCUUCGAUAAAGAACGGCUUUGAUGAUUCAAAUGAUAGUUAUGAAACUGAAACAAUACCUAUUAGUUCAACAACAAAAAUACAAAGUAUUACAUCUUCUAUAAAAUCAAAUGAUUCUGAAUCAUCUUGUUCAUCUAUUGCAAGAACAGUUAUUAUUCCAAUGUCGCAAUAUUCCAUUCCAUCUACAAAUUCAGAAUAUUCUGAUACAUCAUCAUUAACUGAUUCAACAUAUUCGAAAACAAAGUAA
Molecule: messenger RNA, 1011 nt
Organism: Strongyloides ratti
Lineage: Eukaryota; Metazoa; Nematoda; Chromadorea; Rhabditida; Strongyloididae
Product: TRAM/LAG1/CLN8 homology domain-containing protein
Exons: 2
Coding region: 1-1011 (336 amino acids)
Biological process (GO): regulation of membrane lipid distribution; phospholipid homeostasis; membrane assembly
Cellular component (GO): plasma membrane
Source: RefSeq, a predicted model, not a curated record